Molecule: messenger RNA, 1372 nt
Organism: Sitophilus oryzae (rice weevil)
Lineage: Eukaryota; Metazoa; Arthropoda; Insecta; Coleoptera; Curculionidae
Product: hydroxyacylglutathione hydrolase, mitochondrial
Exons: 5
Coding region: 378-1286 (302 amino acids)
Molecular function (GO): hydroxyacylglutathione hydrolase activity
Source: RefSeq, a predicted model, not a curated record
ACAAUAGGCAACUCUUAAUACAGCCAUCCAUAGAGAAAAAUACGCUUUUGUUUACAUCUGCCUGUUAAGUGUUUACCAAUAUGUGUUUACGUAUUUUAUUUAUCCUUGUCUCUGUCCUUGUUUUGUGUUUACCUCCCUGGUUUACCUAAAGCUGUCAAAAUUUUGAAAUCCAGUCUAAUUUCAUUUUCAUUUGACUUGAUUUCAGUUUUAAUUACCUAUUACCCUUUAUUACCUUAAUAGAGAAGACAGAUAAGGUGCACAUAAAUAAGUAAUAUAGUAAAAAUUAAAGGUAAGUCUGAUUACCAGUUAAAAUUAAAGGUUAAUUUGUAAAGUUUAUGCGUCACUAUUUAAAAUCAUUUUGAUAAUGACUGUUGAGAAUGUUUAGUUUGAUAUCGAAUUUGUUACCAAAUAAAGUUGUUCAAGGACUCACAGCGGCAUAUUUUAAGGUUGCAACACUAAAAUCAUUGGGAUUUAGAAACAAUCACAGUUCACAAAUUAACGUAUCUUUACCCAACAUGAAAGUCACUGUAUUGCCUGCCCUUAGUGAUAAUUACAUGUACUUGAUCACUGACGAAACAACUAAACAGGCUGCAAUAGUAGAUCCAGUUGCACCUAACACAGUUUUGGAAGCAGUAGAGAAUGAAAAAGUAAACUUAACAAAAGUGUUGACAACCCACCAUCACUGGGAUCAUGCAGGUGGGAAUGAGGAAUUAUUAAAAAAAUCUAAACAUCCUUUAGAAGUUUUUGGGGGCGACCAUAGAAUAGGAGCUUUAACAAAUAAAAUUGGUGAUGGAGAUAAAUUCAAAAUUGGAGAAAUUGAUGUUGAAUGUCUGUUUACCCCUUGUCACACUACGGGCCACAUUUGUUACUAUUUAACAGACUCUACGGGUCAAUCAGCAGUUUUUACAGGCGACACCUUAUUCAUAGGAGGAUGUGGUAGAUUCUUUGAAGGAACUGCUGAUCAAAUGUAUACAGCUCUUAUAGAAAAACUGGCAAAAUUACCUGAUGAAACCCUAGUUUUUUGUGGUCACGAAUACACUGAACAAAAUCUUAAAUUUGCUAGGCAUGUAGAAAAAGAAAACAGAGAUAUUGUAAAAGCAAUUGAAGAAGCAGAACAAAAAAGGGCUAAAGGAAUUCCAACAGUUCCAUCAACAAUAGGAAAUGAGAAGAAAAUUAAUCCAUUUAUGAGAGUUAUGAUGGGCACUGUUCAGAGACAUGCAAGUUGUAGUGAUGCUGUUUCCACAAUGAAAAACAUUCGAAAGGAAAAGGACUCUUUCAAGGCUUAAUAUAUUUAUGUAUUGAAUACACUAAUAAAUAAAAUUUCUGUUAUAUAUAACAUUAAUUUGUCCUAGAAAAUUAAAAGUAACCUACU